This is a messenger RNA of Diabrotica virgifera virgifera (western corn rootworm), 6990 nucleotides long. RefSeq names its product pleckstrin homology domain-containing family A member 3-like. The transcript is spliced from 6 exons. Gene Ontology annotation, cellular component: trans-Golgi network; early endosome; recycling endosome. The record is from RefSeq and is a predicted model, not a curated record. Bases 170 to 772 code for a protein of 200 amino acids. Lineage: Eukaryota; Metazoa; Arthropoda; Insecta; Coleoptera; Chrysomelidae. Gene Ontology annotation, biological process: retrograde transport, endosome to Golgi; endosome organization; receptor recycling.
AAGCAGAGUGUGUGUAUUGAACGAACAUAGAACACUAAUGGAACAAACUUGUUAUUGUCACGUCACUGUCACUUUAAUGUCAGCCUAACAUUUUUUGAAUAAAAUAAAAAGAAAUAUAGUUGUACACGUAUAGUUGACGAUGUUAUAAAAGUGCACAAAAUUAAUUCACAUGGAAGGUAUUUUGUGGAAAUGGACCAAUUAUUGGAACGGCUGGCAAACCAGAUGGUUUGUACUAGAAAACGGUGUUUUAUCAUAUUGCAAGUCCCAGGAUGAAGUAAAGCAAGGGUUUAAAGGAUCGGUUAAAGUUCAAGCUUGUGAAAUAAACGUUUGUUUCCUUGAUAAUACUAGAAUGGAUCUAGUGAUUCCAGGAGAACAGCACCUUUACCUCAGAGCCGCCACAUCUCAAGAAAGACAAAAAUGGUUGGUAGCAUUAGGAACUGCCAAGGCCGGUAUAAAUAGGAAUGAAAAAAGUAUUGACGAACCCAAUCCAGAUGCCCUGAAAUCGAAAAAGUCUGAAUUAAGGUUAUAUUGUGAUUUACUGAUGCAACAAGUUCAUGUCAUUAAAUCAGCAGCACUACAUGAUAAUGGGCCUGAAAUAGAAAAAAUGGAUGAAGCCACUAGAUUUUUAGGAGCCACUUGUAACACAUUUAUUAAAACGCUUGAAGAAUGUAUGACUCUGUCCAAUGUUGAUGUGAAAAACCCCGUGACACCCAUUAAUGAUGUACCGUUUCCGUUGACAAAUUCUAUUCCCUCCAGUCGAAAGAAAAGUUGAAUGAGACCACAAAUCAAAGAUUUGUUUGUUGCAGCGGUAUUACGUCGUUAUUUAUUUAAAGUAGAUGAUAUUUAUAUUUAAUACAAGUAUUUCCUAUUAGUUGUGAUCGGAAAAUAACAAGUAUUAAAUAGUUAAAGACAAAUUUUAUGUACGUAUUAGAAAGUGAUUGAAUUUUUGUAUGUUAUUUCUUUAGAUUAUUAUUAGCCUGUCCGUUCAGGAUAUUUUAACAUUGAAGAGGAUUUUGUUUUGUAAAAUGAAUUGCCUAUAGAUUAGUCUUGUUUUAAGUAAUGUCUGUUAAUCAACAGCCAUUUUCUCGUGGCAUUUUGAGAACCAAGGUCGAUUUCCUUGAAAAUUUGGAUUUAGGUAGUAAUUAUAACCUUUGGGGGUGAAAACAACCCCCUGGAGCUGAAAACAACCCCCUGGGGUGAAAACAACCCCAUAUAGAGGAUGAAUAUUUUUUAAUCAAAAUAACUAUGGAAAUCGAUAGAGUGACCAAGUCUGAGUAAAUUUUGUUCUAUAAAUUUUUUUUGCAAAAUUGACACUUUCCUAGUUAUUUGCGAUUGAAACUAUGCAUUUUUCAUUGAAAAAACUCUCGUUUUAUAACCAUUUUUCAUGAAUAACUUAAAAAAAAUUAAAUUUUAUAGAAAAAAUCAUUAAAACCAAAAUUGAAGCUAAUAAAAAAACAAAGAGAUUCGCGUCUGAAAGACCUAUGUAAACCCAAUAACGACUGAGUGAUUGCUCUUUAAAAGAUGGUUAUUUUCUAAGAACAUCGAAAUGGAAAACCUUUAAUCUCAAAUAACUCGAAUCUGGUGCAAUUGUUUGGGAAAACUUAAAAGACAUCUUUCAAAGCUCAUUAAAAAAUCUUUCAGAUAAUUUCUGACAAAAAUUUUUUACGUAAUAACUGACUGACUUAUGACGAAAAUAAAGUCGCUCUCUGCUUGAUAUAUAAUUGAUACGAUCCAUGUGAUUCGACCGGUUUGGAAUGCUUAGUUUAGAAAAAAUAGUUGAUUAAAUCGAAAAUGACAUUUUUAAAACAAAAAAAUGCAUUUUUCUUAAAUAAAUCCAAAAGUAUUCAUAAUAUGAAAAAAGUGUUUCAAAUAUUAGUUGUGGAGUUUCUUUUACUGAAAAAUUUUGAUUAUAUUUUGUUUUUGUAUCAUGAAUACUUUUAGGUAUAUUUAAUAAAAAUGCACUGUUUUUUUUUUAAUUAUAAUAAUGUCAUUUUCGAUUUAAUCAACUAUUUUUUCUAAAAUAAGCAUUCCAAACCGGUUGAAUCACAUGGAUCGUAUACCUAAAUAAAGUUAAUUUCAAGCGGGAAGCUAUUCAUUUCUAUUAGGAUUGUAACGACGAGGGUUUAAUUAUUACAUUUCAAAAAGAAAAAACCAGAGAGCCAUUUUAUUUUCGUCAUAAGUCAGUCAGUUCUUAUACAAAAAACUUUUAUCAGAGCUUAUUUGAAAGAUUUUUUAAUGAGCUUUAAAAGAUGUCUUAAGUUUUCCCAAAAAAUUGCACUACAUUCUCCAUUUCGAAGUUCUUCGAAAAUACCCAUCCUUUAAAGAGCAGUAACUCAGUCGUUAUUGGGUAUGUCUUUCCGAGGCUAAUCUCUUUGUUUUUUUAUUAGUAACAAUUUUGUUAUUAAUAAUUAUUUCUAUAAAAUUAAUUUUUUUAAGUUAUUCAUGAAAAACGGUUAUAAAACGUUAGUUCUUUCAAUGAAAAAUGCAUAGUUUCAAUCGCAAAUAACAUGGAAAUGUCAAUUUUGCAAAAAAAUUAUAGAACAAAAUUUACUCAGAAUUGGUCACUAUAUCGAUUUUCAUAGUUAUUUUGAUUAAAAAAAUUUUCAUCCCCUAGAUGGGGUUGUUUUCACCCACAGGGCAAAAGCGCAGGUCGGCAUAGGAUAGAUUUUAUAGGAGAGUGUCAACAGAGCUUAAAAAGAAAUUUUUGAUGAAAAUUGGUGUUGAUUCUCAAAAUUCCACGGUUUUACAGUUUUUUUACCGCUGAUGAGUGGUUUAAUUACUGCAGCUGCAGGUGAGAAUUUAGGACAUCUCCUCAGGUCGUUCAACUAUGAUUUCUGGCGUCUUCCUACUGAUAUUUUUCUUCGUACUUUACGAUAUACCAUUUAAUAUCAUUCGAAAUAAUUCAUAUCUUUCACAUCUCAACACAUGACUUAUAGUCCAGGGCGCAUCUGUUAUGAGAUGGACGUUGAGAGGUGACUCAAAUUUUUUUGCAGAAAUUGCUUGAAAAUAACUCAAAUAAUAAUAUUUGAGUUAUCCUCUCACUCAAAAUGGUCCGGAACAUUGUUUAAAUAAUCAAAAUGUCAAAAUAUGAAGGAAAAAUUCGAUUUUUUUAUUGGUUUUUUGAUUAUAACCUUAAAACUAUUAAUUUGUGAGAAAAGUUGUACUAACAUAAAAGUUGCGUAAUUAAAUUUCCUACAAUACACAAUUGGUUAAAAAUUUAAAAAAUAGUCACCCUUGAUGCAAAUUAGCAAUAAUAGUUUUCAACCAUUUAUGCUACACUUAGGGCCUUCAUAUUUUACCCAGAAAAACUUUAUGAUAUAGUAAAAUAACGUUGUAAAUUUCGUUAAGAUCGGUUUAAUAGAUUUUGCAAAAUAAAUUUUGCAACCCAGCUUUCGCAAAAAAAAUUAAUUUUUUUAAAAUGUUGCAGGACUGAAAAUAAAGUAGAUAGCAAGUUGACUUUUUUGCUUAUAGAAGUGUACUGUACCUUUUUUGUGCAAUUUGCAAAAUUAAAAUCGAUUAAUUACCACGGCGUCAGGAAAUGUUUUAAAUAAACAUUAAUUUUUGGUGCUACGCGCAGGACAGCGGUGUUCGAUUCACACAAGUUGAUUUCCACCAAAAUGUCUUCCAGUAUUUAUCUAAUAUAUUAUUUUCUUACUCUAUAUUUUGUUGUAUUUUAAUAUUUUAAUUCCACAAAAAUCAAAAUAAUUUUAUUAUUGUUUGUGAAAUAUUGUUUAAACAAUUGCAUAUGUUUAAAAAUAAUAAACUUUUAUUCUCUAAGUUAAAAUAUAUGAACAAAGAAAGUUUUUGCUAAAAAAGUGUUAUUUCAAAGGAUAGAGUAUGUGUUUUUAUUUUGCAAUAAACAAAUUUAUUUAUUUAUAUCGAAAUGUAAUAUAAAUUAAAAUGUAUCAAUCAUUAUCAAAGGUCAUUGGAAUGCCCAAUCAGAGCAAACUAUCCGCUGUCCUGCGCGUAGCACCAAUAAUUAAUGUUUAUUUAAAAAAAAUUCCUGACGCCGUGGUAGUUAAUCGAUUUUAGUUUUGCAAAUUGCAAAUGAAAGGUACAGUAGACUUCUAUAAGCCAAAAAAUUUCAACUUUAUCUGCUUUAUUUUCAGUCCUGUAACAUUUUGAAAAAUGAAUUUUUUUUGCGAAAGCUGGAUUGCAAAAUUUAUUUUGCAAAAUCUAUUGAACCGAUCUUAAUUAAAUUUACAGUAUUGUUUUCCUGUAUCAUAAAGUUUUUCUGGGUGAAAUAUGAAGGUCCUAAGUGUAGCAUAAAUGGUUGAAAAAAGUAAAAUGCGAAUACUUGUUUUUCUACAGUUUUUUCGCAAUAAUUGAUAUUUUGCAACAAGGGCGACUAAUAUUUAAAUUUUUAACCAAUUCUAUAUUGCAGGGAAUUUAAUUACGCAACUUUUAUGUUAGUGCAACUUUUCUCGAAAAUGAAUACUUUUAAAUUUAUAAUCAAAAAACGAAGAAAAGAAUCGAAUUUUUCCUUCAUUUUUUGACAUUUUGAUUAUUUAAACAAUGUUCCGGUCCUUUUUGAGAGGGAGGAUAACUCAAAUAUUAUUUUUUGAGUUAUUUUCAAGCAAUUUCUGCAAAAAAAUUUGAGUCACCUCUCAACGUCCAAAUGUACUAAUAUUUUUACAGAUGCGCCCUGGUCUAUUAAGUAUCCUGGUCUAUUAACCACCGUUACUUAUAAAAAUCUAGUUGACAUUUUGAAAUAAAUAAAGUUAUACAUUGCACAAAAAUUAUUUUGUUACACAAAAACCGAAAUGAUUUUAUGGUGACAUUUAUUUUAACGAAACAAUGUCCUCAUUAUGAGCAAAAGUACUUAAAUAGUACGAAUCAUUCUUGAAUGAUAUACAGAGAGGUUCAAAAUUAUGGAAUAAAUUCAUUUUUUCGAGAAUAGACCACUUUGGAGAAAAAUCCUGAAACAAGCCGAUUUUUAUUUUUUAAAUAUGAUUUUGUGGCAUAUAUCAUACUGGUGACGUCAUCCAUCUGGGCGUGAUGACGUUAUCGAUGAUUUUUUUAAAUGAGAAUAGGGGUCGUGUGAUAGCUCAUUUCAAAGAUUAUUCAAUUCUCUAUUCGGUAGUAUAAACAUUAACAUAAUUAUCUAUACAGGGUGUCCAAAAAAUAUUUUUAUAUUAAAAUAAUUGACACGAAAAAAAAUAAUGUAUUUAAUUUAUUUAAUUCAAAAUACAUUUUAUUAUUGUCAGAAGACAUAAAAAAUUAACAUUACUUUUCGCUUAACCCUUAAUAUCCUAAAUUUCAAUUUCUUUGAAAAAUUUUAUUUUUUUUUUAUUUCGACGUAUACGGGAGUAGGUUUUAAAAGAAAAUACCUACACUUUUUUUCUUAAUUAUUUUUGGAUUUUCUAGAAAAUUGCAGUGACAUAUAUAUGUAACGCUAGGAAGAUAUAAGGAGCAAAAAUAUUUAAAUUAUUCCCUGUUAUAAAUAUAAAAAUAUCAAACAAAUACAAAACAAGAUAAUUGAAAAAUAUAAUCAAAUUAUUGUAGAUGAAAAUCUAUGUUGCACUUGAUGCAGCCCUCAAGUGCACAGCGUCUCCUUUUUUAUCAGGAAUAUAGGUCAGAAGAUGGUCAAUCUUAUCAUGUCUCAUAUCUCUGACUACUUUGGACGAACAUGGCCUGUCUGCACCUUUUGGUUCGGUAUCAUAUUUCGUAAUAUACAAUGUUACUAGAUACCAUCGAAAUUCUAGUUGUGGGAUACACAUAGGUACGGAUCCUCAUCACCUGACUCCUCGUACGCAAAUUAAAUUCUGGGGGUUCAGUAUAUAAUAUAGCAUGAAGUCUAAAGUUUCCGCGGCAUUAAUCAUCUCCAGCGCUGCUUGAAGAGAAAACCCUUUUCUGGAACAAAAAUACAUUACAAUUCUAAAAGUUCCGAUUUUUGCUCCCAUAUGUUCCUAGCGUUACAUAUACGUAACACCAAAAAUAAAAGGCAUAAUUUACAAAACCAUGAUAAAAUUUCGAAAAAUCUAUAUUAUCAAUAAGAAAAGCCAUUAAUUUAGGCUCAAUUAUUGAAAACACUUUAAACAAAUUAUAAUAACAAAAGAAUAGUAAAAAUAUACAUACCUACUCAAACUCGAGAUCCAUUUUUACCAUAAAUAAUAAACACCGUCACAUCAAACACUCAACUAAAUAAACAUGUUAGAUCAAAUACUUAAACCAAACGCUAAAAACUAGUAAACAAGUGUCCAUCGAAAGUCUUGCAUCGUCAUCUAGUUAAAAUUAGAAUCACUUCCCGAAUUUCAGGCUUAAGAUUUUGGGUGUCAGCUUGAACAUUGAGUUUAAGCGAAAAGCAACGUUUAUUCGAAAAAUAAAUAUUUUUUUUUGUUCUCGGACAUUAGUAAAAUGUAUUUUGGACACCCUAAUAUAAAUAAUUAGGUUAAUGUUUAUAUUAUAAAAUAGAGAAUUAAAUAACCUUUCAAAUGAGCUAGCACACGCCCCUAUUGUCAUUUAAAAAAAUCACAAUUUAAAAAUAAAAAUCGACCUGUCUCGGGAUUUUUCGUCAAAGUGGCCUAUUCUCGAAUAAACGAAUUUGUUCCAUAAUUUUGAACCUCCGUAUAUAAGUAAAUAUAAUUUAUUUAUGCAUUAUUCUUAUAAGUAUUUAUUGUACUUUAGCUAUACUACUACUACUACAAAAGUUGUUUUAGAGUAUAGUACAACUCAAAAAUGAUUGUCUGAACUAGUGUCACCUCAAACUUAGUGUAUCUAUAUUAUAGAACCGGCAUGGUCGUAUACAUGUUAGAACUAAAAAAAAUAUGUAUUUAUGUAUAUACAACAAAAUGAUUUUGUCAAAAUGUGAAUCUUUCAGACUAUUAUUUUACAAAAUGUAGGCAGGGGCACAUGUAUUUUGCCUACAGCAGGUUUUCUACUUGAAUUUAGUUAACGCAACAGUUUUAGUUAAGCAAUCUAGAUUUGCUUGCUCUUGAAAAGGAAUGUAAACACAUUUGAAAGCUCGAGCAUUAAAAAAUAGCCUUCUAA